UAAAACCAGCGCCAUGGCGUCCACCAACACCACCUCGUCGUCGUUGUCGUCGGCCCGAGAGGAGCUGCUGUCGUGCCCCGUGUGCCUGGAGCUGUUCGCGAUGCCCGUGGGGCUGGCGUGCGGACACACGUUCUGCAAGGCGUGCGUGGAGGCGCACUGGGCGAGCGGCGGGCAGUGCGAGGGGGGCGCCUUCACUUGCCCCGUGUGCUGCCGCGUCUACAGGCAGCAGCCCGAGCUGAGCAAGAACGUGCUGAUUGCGCAGCUGGUGGAGGAGUUCCACGAAGCGCAGGAGAUUGGCGAGUCCCUCGCUGUCCCCACCUCCUCCACCGCGGCGACCGCGGCCUCCCGCGACGUGCCGCGGUGCGGCGAGCACGGCAAGCCGCUCGAGUUCCACUGCCGCACGGACGGGACGCUGCUGUGCGCCGCCUGCAUGCUGCUGGGGGGCAGGCACUGGGGCCACGGAGCCGUCGCCGUCGAGAUGGAGCACCGCGCCCGGAGGGAGCAACUCGACCAUUUCAAGCAAAGGCUGCAGGAGGAAGAACGGAAAAAGACCUCCAUAAUGAGCAUCCUGGAGGGAACCAUUCACUCGGUGUUGGGAGCCGCGGAGGAGGUGAAGGCGCGACUGAUGGGCGGCUACGACGAGCUCCUGCGUUUGAUCUCCAAGGAGAAGGCGGCAGCGAUGAGAUCCGUGGACGAGGAGUGCCGGUCCCAGCUCUCUGAGAUCCACGAGCAGGUGGAGCGCUGCAGCGAGACACUGGGCAGACUGCAGGAGGCGCUGAGCGCCAUCUACAGCCUGGACGACACGCGGGAGCACGUGGCUUUCCUCGAGGGCUGCAUUCUAAACUGGGAAAGCUUCACGAGCUUGGGGAGUGAAUGCGCGGAGCUCCCACCCAGCCCGGUGCUGGGCUCUGUGACCGCGGCCCCUUUGCAGGAGCGAGUGGACGAGCUGCUCCGCUUGUUCGCCCACGGAAAACCCCAGCCUCCCACAGGAGGAGGACCUGACGCUGAAGAAUCAAUUCUGCCUCCAUUCACGGCCACGCAGGCCACCCAGGCUGACUCUGAUGACCGCGCGGAGGAAGUGAGACCUCCGCAGCCCCCGAGCAAUACCACGACGCGUACGAAAGAGACGGAAGACUGGAAUCUGUUCGGUUUCCUGCACCGCAUGUUUUUCGGACAAGCGACACCAAGCGGACCCAGCUACGCGGAGCUGGUUUGCAGCUACAGCCACACGCCGACCCUCAACCCCAACUCGGCCCACCCUCGCCUGCGCAUCUCCGGCGACCGCCUGACGGUGCGCAUCACCUGGCCUGCGCAGCAGCAUCUCGCCGACCACCCGGACCGUUUUGACGGCUGGUACCAAGCGCUGGGCUCCGAGGGCGUCUCGUCGGGGCGAGGGUACUGGGAGGUGGACGUGAGCUCUGCCGGCUGGUGCUGCGUGGGGGUGGCUUACGGGUCGAUAGCGCGCAAGGGUCACGGGGAGGAGUGCUGGCUGGGUCACAACGGCACCUCGUGGGGCCUGUACAUACGCGGGAACGAGGUGACGGCCCAGCGCAGGGGGAUGGAGUUCCCGGUGACGAGAGUAAGUGGGGGGGCGGGGGGCUCUCUCCGUAGGGUCGGGGUCUACGUGGACUUCGAUGGGGGGCUCCUGUCGUUCUACAGUGCCGGGAUGACGGAACCGCUCCACACCUUUCACCACAAAUUCACCCGUCCCCUCCUGCCGGCGUUCGGCCUCUAUGACUUGUUUGUGCUCGACGCCAACGUCGACAAUUCCCUGUCAAUCGUCGAGCUCGAGUGAAACAUUGAGCGGGGCCGUUCACCGAAGGGAAACCGACUGUCCCAGAUGUCCUAGGACACAUGGUUUGAUCUGCGGCGUACUGGAGAAUAGGUGAGAUUUGACUUAAAACCAAAGAUUGCACUAUGCAAUCCUGUGCUCAUCAGACUGUAGAAAUUAUUCGGCAAAUAUCGGCAGAGCUGUGCAGGAUGGCGGGAGGGCCUGAGACCAGCAUUGAGAGGUCCCCACGAGUCCGGCGACCGAGGGCAAGACCUACGGAGUGGACGGUGACAGGAGACUGUUGGGCUCUCGCGUGUUUCCUGUGCAGCAGCUGUACGGUCUGGCGGAGGGUGGAGAGCGGCGGCGAUGAGGAGUGCCGGUCGCCACGGUGACCCGGCAAUCCUAAAUCUUGACAAGGGACCAUUUUUUAAAUCUUGAAACACUUGUUUCUAAUGUUAGCACGCUCGGCCAAUAGUUGUCUUUCCAGUAGUGCUGGGUAGUCCACACGUAUAGGCCUUGUGUGAUCCAAGUUUAGUGUUGGCCGGCGACGCGGCCCAGCAGUUGCGCAUUCGCCGCUCAUUGCAGAGGUUCACGGUUCGAACCCAACGGCCACCCUGGUUAUGAUUGUGGCGGCGGUUAAUUAAACAUGGUAAAGCUACUCGGCGUCUGCUUCACUCGCAGUUGGCGUUAAAAAGAUUCCCUGAUGCCGUUCGCAAGCGUAGGCCAUCGUGUGCUGGCGUUACGGUCUAAAUUUUGGCUUAUUCAGAAAUGACUCAAAUGGGACUUAUACAUGGCAAACAUUGCUCCCUCACUGCCAGACUGAUAUCUGCUCUCAGGCCAGGUGCUGAGUCUCAUUGUGCCCACAGGGACAGCUGCCGCUGGGGGGAGUGUUCCCUUUCUCAAUUGUUUGAGAUGAGAUGCAAUGUAAAGUGCUCCCAGAAGCCCCAGCGUCCUGGGCGCUGUAUCAAAACCACAUUAUUGUUGACUCGUGUGUGGCCUGUUAAAGCUGGUUAAGUACCCUUCAGCCGUGUGUCUGACGGAGGGCAGCGGCAGGAGGGGGGAGGGGACACCCGAUCGGGCGAGACGCAGCGGGAGGAAUGCGGCGACACAGAGGCUCCCUGUUCUCCACACAGGUGACUCCGCGAGGAGCCAGGGUCUCGGGUUUCCCGGGCGCCCCCCCCCUCCACACGCCGCUCGGCACCAAAUCGCUGUCACCACCCACGGCCGGGCACCCCCCCCACCUCCGCCUCUGUAUCCCACUUGCCACCGAUCUUCAAGUCACCUUCGACGCAGUUAGAACUCAAACGAGCCUGGUGCGGUGCCCGUCUCCUGGCCACUGCCCUGAGCCGGUGGUGCAAUGUCCACGUGGCAGGGGCGAGGGGGUGUCCGUAGGACAAGCCACUGUCGGCUUUAUUGACCCCAUAGGGAUGAUGGGCUGAGUUGACUUUUGACCAAAGACUGCAGUGUCCAAACAACACUCACCACCCACUACACUGCAGGUCACCUCGCUUCUCUUUCUGCUUCAGCCCUCACACUGCACCACUUCGGAAUUCCCUCUCCCAUCAUCGUCAUCUCUUUUCCCAAGCUCUUGAUAACAAUCUUGCUCACUUUAAGAAGCUUGUCAAUUAUAUUUUACAUCUUUGAUACUCUUGCUCUUUGUUGCUGGCCGCUUCGCGUUUGUGGGCCUGUGCUCAACAAAUCUAAAAGAUAUAUGUUAAACAACUAAGAGUUCGGGUCAGGCCAUGGGCAUUCACAGCCGUUGUACGUGCACCACCACUCAUGUCUUUCUCAUUGUGUCCUAGGCCCAGCGCCGAGUGAUCAUGGUUUGGCAGGUCCACAAUUUCGGGCGUACAUUUUAGACACUUUUUAAAGACGUGGAUAAUCCUUUGUGUAAUCAUGGCCUUUGGACCAUGAAGUAAAACGCCCUCUCGUCCUGGGCUCCUUCAACGGAGGAGGAGGAAUAUCAAUGCGACACGACCUGUCUGGCUCCUGAAGUCCCUCUUGUGCCAGCAGACCUCCACGAUCGUGGUGGUGCAUUAAAUUUUGUGUGUCCAUCAGACAAUUGACUUAUCCAUCAAUAAGCCAUAUUUUCUAAAACAUGUAAAUAAUUGCCUUCAAAUUGUUACCUCGUGCAUUGUUGGGAUUGUUCUAAAGUGGUGCCCUAAUUUGUGUAAUUACCCAUUUGUAAACCGUAUCGGAUGGCUGACUUGCGUUGGCGAGCUGCCAUGUCAAGAAUGACCAGGGACCACCAAGCGCAUGCGUCGAGUGAAGAGCUGCCUUUGACGUGACGACUAUCCCUCUUAUUCCGCUCGUUUACCCAGGAAAGCCUCGGUGAGUCUCGAGACUUAUUUUCAGGAGGUUCCUGCCAAGCUUUCGCAGUCGUGGGCGGGGGGGGGGGGGGCGAUGCUACUGUGAAAUCCCAAUCGAGUAAAUUUCAAGUAAUUUUUCACCAUUGAGCCAAUAUCACUUUAAAUUUCAAUUUACAGCUUUCGUGACUACAGGGAUUCAUCUUCUCGGUUCUUUCGGUAAAGUCACGUAGAAGGGAAAUAAUAAAAUAAUAAAAAUUCAAUACAAUUCUACGUGACUUUACCGAAAGAACCAAGAAGACCAAUAGCACUUAGGUUGUAUUGUUUUAAUUGUGGGAAUAUCUGGAGACCCUUGCAUAACAGGGGGAGAGCUACAGACUCCAGGCAGAAAUGCGCUGGAGUCCGGGAUCGAACCCAGGCUCUUGUUACUGUGAGGCACGAGUGUUACCACUGUGCCAGCGAUACGGGUUGCACUGUGUGGGUUUCUCGCCUUGGGGAGGGACACCCAUGCAGAGCAACGCGAUGAGAACUACAAACUCCACACAGGCGCUCGAGCUUGGGUUGAUCACAAACUCUGUUUCCCUUCUGGUUCCCCAAGUAGGAACCCGCGCCCCCUCCUGAAAAAUACCUCGAGAUUUAGUGACGCUUGAGGUAAAGAUAUCAAUGGCAAAGCUUGUGUAAUGUGUUUAUUCACUCAAAUUACGAUUGCAAUAAAGUUUAAUUCACAAAA
Messenger RNA from Lethenteron reissneri (Far Eastern brook lamprey), 4807 nucleotides. Its product is annotated as tripartite motif-containing protein 14-like. NCBI's taxonomy places the organism in Eukaryota, Metazoa, Chordata, Hyperoartia, Petromyzontiformes, Petromyzontidae. The record is from RefSeq and is a predicted model, not a curated record. Gene Ontology annotation, molecular function: zinc ion binding; protein binding.